Molecule: messenger RNA, 7389 nt
Organism: Porites lobata
Lineage: Eukaryota; Metazoa; Cnidaria; Anthozoa; Scleractinia; Poritidae
Source: the annotation of a GenBank genome assembly
AUGGUACAGUUAGAAAAGCUGCUAGAAAAAUUCGCUGAAGAAAAUUUUGGUGAUCAAGAGGGAAACUUUUUUCCUGUUUGUCAUGGCCGAAUCCAAGAAAUAAAGUUAUUUACGCUGUUGGUUAAGGGACCAAGGGGUUUUUGGGAACGUCCCCUUAAACCGAAUAAGCUUACAAUCCUUGCAGGCCUGGAAGAUUACGUAGUUGGCGGCAAAAAGGAAGAGUUUCUCGAAGCUUUAAACAAAAAUAUUAAGAAAGAAGACCAUGGAAUAGAACUAAAGGAAGCCAACGGCAAUGAUAAAGGAGCUACUAGGUAAUUAGCGCUAAAUAUGAAGCACGCCGAAUGUUUUAAAGAUAUAAAAGUCACCUGAUAAUAAUUCAAUAUAUUCUACUGCAGCGUAUACUGUUGAUUUACGACACAAAGGAUAAGCAAUCACCCACACAGUAGUCAAUGAUAAAUAACAGUUACAAAGAACCAACGAAAUGCGGCAUGACGUAAGCCACGUGCUAUGGCUGUGCACUGGCUAACAAAUAGAUUCCAUGUUGCCGUGCGUCUGUUCACGCAUAAACCGUUUGCCACCCUCUGUUUAAAGCCUGCGUUUUUUUUCCCCUAAGAGCCCAUGCAUGCAGGCUUCCGACAUCUUACGAUAAUUUUUUGUGUUCCUUGAUUUAGCAAGGUAGAAUUUGGAAUCAAGGCAGCCAAUUGUGCCAGUGCAAAUAUUAAGAUAAGUGAAGAUCUUGGUUUCCUAGACCUGGGGAGAAUCGAUCAAGAUUACAUAAAAGACCCGGACUUACGUGAAAUAUUGGCCAGUACAAAACUGGACAUCAAUAAAGCAGAAGUCUUUGAAGACAAAAAGCUGCGUUUGAUAACCUCAGUAAUUUACAGCGAGCGAUUUGAGAUUAAAGGCAACAGAGAGAGCGAGGUAAAUUUACCCUUUGAUAACUACCCUAAAUGAUAUCAUAUAGAGAAGCAAAGGGUACAUAAAGGGGGGUAGCAUGUCCCAGACAGCCCAACCUGCCACACCCCCCCUUCCUCCCCCUCCACCUCCUAGGUAGCUCGCGCCUUGCGGCGCCAAAAACAUUUCUCGUCCAGUGUCCGCUACUUGUCAAAAACCCUGGACUUAUCAUACUGAGCUCCAAGUGAGUGAACUCAACUGUUAGUGGCAUGUUAUGACGAGAGGUAUGGGGAAGACUGGUGAAAUAAUUUUUCUUCUCCGCGCUUUUGAGUCUGAAAUAGAAAUAUAGCCAAAUGAGCCUGGGUUAAAAUGUUUGAAGUCCGUCUGUGCCUGCCAUGACCGGUUGUACAAUAACUUUUCCCUUUCCCCUUUUGGCGACAUUUUGCUGUGUACCAACAUUUUGAAUUUGUAGCGUAAGGAGUCGUAGCAGAAUAGCCUGCAGUGAUGUGCCAAGAGUACUCUUUAGAAAUACUCGUCCAAAAUUGCGCCAAAAUUAAUAUUCUAACCCUUAAAUAUCGCUUCCGUUGGUUUUGUUGGUUAUUUUCUGUUUAUUGGUGACUUUAUUCGUUGCUAUUUGUAUUAAUUUCGAAGAUGGAAGUGGACGGCGAAGUCAAUAUUCCCGUGCACCCUUUGGCACAGUUGAGGGGAAAAUUUAAGAAGAGCAAUAUUCCCCCAAAGAUUGCUAGUAGGAACACUCGUGGACCAUUCCUGUUCAAGUGUUGCCGUGUUAUUUAUAACAAGGAAGAAAACCGAUUGGAGCUUCGGAAAGGAGAGGUAGUCGGCAAAAAUGUUUUCAGAGGUAAUGAGGACGACGAAGACGAUGAGGAAUAUAAAAACUCAGCUGUAAGCCUGGAGGAGGGGAAGGAAACCAAUUUGACAGGUUUUUUAAACAACACAAGAGUUUUAGUUUUUUUAUAUACCCGCAUGGAUGCAUUGACUACAGGCAAUUAACUGUUUAGCAGAAUUACAUGCAAAACUAAUGUCUUAGUGCGAAUAUGUCCACGCCCUAUCCGUGAUUAAUCAAAGGCUUGCCAGAUUACGGGGUUGCAAUCAUCUCCCAACACACAUCCGCAUCAUCCUUAAAAUCCUACUUCUUGACUAUGCAAACUUUGUUUGUAAGAACGAUAUUAGGUACUUCAAAAAUAUGCAACAACUUCCGGUUUUACAAAUAUAACGGUCCGCCAAUCAAUUUACGUUAUUCUUGAUGUCCCAAAUGGGCUCAUCUGAUGUUAAAUCUCUUUUAGUCUGCGCUGUAUUAAUGAGUCCGUACCUAUUGUAAAGAAAGCCACAAAAAACAGUACAUUUACUGAAGAAAAAAAACUGUCUGAAGGCUUCGAAGUCUACUUUGAAAACGAACUAUGGUAGGAUAGUUUGGCUUUUUCCAUUCCAUUGAAAUCUUUUAAAUUUAAAACCAGUCACUGACUAGUAAGAACACUAGACUUUCCAGAGCUGCAUAUAACUCCGUUAGAUACCAUCAGCAUUUUGCGAAAUUUCAUCAGACAAUCGUAGACAGAUCAGACUGUUCCAAGCCAUGUAUUUUUGCGCAAGGUCAAAGGUAAUAUUAAAACGAUUUCACACUCCUGUUCAGUUUUUGCAACGAGUGUUGAUGGCCUACCAGAUUAGAAUAAGCCUCUAUUUAGGUCUACUGGCCCAAUUUGCAUAAACCUUGAAAGAGCAAAAUUCGAGUCAACAUAAUUCGAGUCGUUUCUGGUUGAGUGUAGCCUGCGUGGCAGGCGUUCGAAAGGGAAGGGGAAGGGAAUUAGAGCGCGAGACCACCUCCUUCCUCGCGCGCCCCUCGUGUUUCUCUAGCGCCUAAAACUCCCUUUCCCAAAACUCCCUUUCCCUUCCCUUUCAAACGCCUGCCACGCAGGCUAGGUUGAGUGGCAUCAAGUGGUUAUCACGCAACGAUAGUUAACUUGUUGUUAUGAUUGUGUGUGAUUGAUAAUUAACAAAGUAUAUUACAAGGAUAUUACGGAACAAUUAUAGCAGUUUACUUUCAAACCCAACGUUAACUGAAAAAGCCACGCGUACGUUUUCAUCUACCUACAACGCAAAGUUGAAUUAAUAAACACUAAAUCCACCCAAUCAGGGAACUAUCAGGAUCGUUAAGUCUGCAAUUAUGACACCAUGUCGUAACUAUCAAAUCUUAGAUGUGGAAAAACCUUUGGCGGGCACGAAUUAAUACAAAAUAACUACUCUCUAUACACCUUAGAUUCUUUCACAAGUGAGGAUAGUGCAAAGCUGGAGGAUAUAAAGAAGUCCGUUUUAAUACCUUCCAAGAACAGAGAGGAGCGUAAAGAAAGGGUCAAAAAGUACCUGCAGUGGGUAAGAACGGUUAAAGCAAAUAAUCAAGAGCUCAUAACCCGGAGAGUAAACAUGACUCAUAUAUGAGAUAACUCUUCGCAAUGGUGUUAUCACAGAUCAAGUUAUAUUUAGUAUUAUUUCGGAGUACUUUUCCUUUAAAUGUCAUAGAUGUCAUGGCUCCACUUAUUACUGACUGAUUUUUUUAAGACAUUUUGAUAGUCAGAAAUUGCGGGAAAUCGAUCUAAAAUAAACUAAUAUGUGAAAACGCCGUUGAGUUGAAGGGAGCUCCGGCGGUAUAAGCCUUCAUGGUCACACACAAAUCAACUUGAGAGAGAGAAACUGAAAAUAGGGCAAAAGCCAGAUAUCAGUGAGGAGCCAUUCCUUGAUUCGAUUCACCUGAGUCGAGUCAUUUCACGAUGUACAAUGGUCUUCAAUGCUUACUAGCGAAAACAUUUGAAUAUUUUAUACAUUAGGUUUUGACGUUUGAAAAGAAGUCACUACAGUCGAAAUUCUCACGUGGGUCACCCUAACUUAAUUCAUGGAUCGACUCAAAUUAGAAAUGUCACCUCUUGUUAAUUGAUCCAAACGUCGAUCUUUUAACAAUUUAAUGACUUCAUUGAAGAGAUUAUAGGUUCGUCGGGUAGAUGAAGAGUUCGACUGGACUUCUGUACUUACCUUUUUACUUACUAUAAUUGCAGUUUGUAGACGCGCUGACAACAGGCCAGAAAAGGUUGUGUCUUGAUGAGCCUCUUACUGAUGAAGAUUGCCAGUUUCUUCGAAGUAUUUUUGUGCCCGCCAAUAAGAAUCGGUCAAUUUUGGCUCUCCCAAAAACUUUUGACGAAGAAAAGAUUCAAGGAUACGCAAUUGUUUUGAAGUUCAUUUCUGGUAAGAUCCUACCUGUUUACAAAUAUUUUCUUUGCAAUAUUUACUAUUUUGCUAUCCUGGUAAAAUCAGGAUUGAAUGAACAAAUCAAAAGAAGAGUCAUGACGGUAUAAUAGUUAUGAUUAAAUGAGGCUAAGUAUGACAUGAAUGAUAGAUAUUGAACAAUUAAUGCAGAUUGAGAUAGGUGUAUCCAACCCCGGACCUAUGGCCGAGGUGGAUAACAAACUCCGAGAUCUGCGUGAUUCGUCAUAUCAUACGAAAGCCGAAUUUGAUUUUUUGCUGUUGUUGUUGUUAUUUUUUUUUUUCAAAAUAUUUUCUAAGUUCUUUAACAUCCUUACCUCCCCACAGGCAUUCUUUUUUUUUAUGCAGAUACUCCUAAAAUAUUUUUAUGAUUAGAAUACUCACGUCGUAUAAAUAUUUACUAGACGAUUCUGUUUAUAAAUACUACGAGAAUUAUGAUUUGUCGUUCUUGAUCAUACAAAGGGCCAUUUCGUAAAGAAUGUCCUAACAUAAGUUUAAGUAUAAGAAAGUGGUGAUCACCCCCGGGGGGGGGGGGGCACUUUAGGAAUUUCUGGGUGGGGAUGUGACCCUGGGACCCUGGAACCCUUAACCUAAACCAGAGCUAAUUCAGCUGAAUUUUGCUACCCUAUGCUAGAGUAAACUCCCAAAAUCCCCCCCAUCCUAGAGUAGCUGUUUCCCUAAUCUAGAUAAAAUCGUCAACCAACUGAUCAGUUUCCUGAAAAAUGAUACCCUAUUCUAGACCCAAAUGCUCUGAUUUAUAUACCCUAUCCUAGAGUAAACUGCUUGAAAACCAUACCCUUCACAGCGGCACAUACCUAUAUAGCCCAUAUAUGGCAGUACCCCACCCCCGGGUGAUAACCAGACUGAGCAUGAGGCAAUAAUGUCCAUAUUUUUGUGACCAUAAGUAUGAACAAACACAUGGACAUUAUUGCCUUAAAAAAUCUUCAUUCCUCACACACAUCAUAGUUAGUAAAGGAGACUGGUUAUGAAAGCCGGCAAACAUCAAAGUUGAGCACUCGCCUUCCACCAAUGUGGCCUCGGUUCAAUUCCCGGCGUUGAAGUCAUGUGUGGGUUGAGUUUGUUGCUGGUUCUCUCCCUUUCUUCGAAAGGUUUUUCUCUGGGUGAUCCGGUUUUCCCCUCCCCUUAACAAUCAACUCUUCCAAAUUCCAAUUAGAUUUGGAAGGCACGGACACUUUUCAACCAGUUUUCUUGAACUCCUAAGCGCUCCGUUGGUAAAGAAAUUACAUGCAUUUUUUUCACGGGAAAUUAUGACUAAAUGAAUUAAUGCCAUGUUUCUGUUGGUCACUAAGUUCAAAAUGAUAAGAGUGCUACUGAACGUUGGGCACGCCGUUCAUGUCUAAAAAAGCAAACAAAAAGUGAUAUAACAGCGGGUUUUAUAACCAUUUCACUAUAAAUUAGUGACUAAAUGUGCGCAUACGUCAGGAGCACCCAACGAGAAUAUAGUUCAAAACCACUUAAACAUUGAAUUGUUAAACGUAUUUUAGUAUUUAAACGGUAGAUAUAGGCAUAUUUUUAUCCCCUAAAAAUUUUUCAUCUGUUCGGAUUUCCUAUAGCUGAAAGUCUAGUGAUCCGAAAAUUAUAGGGAUCAAAACUUAACUUUCCGAAAAUUUCAGCCAGAAAAAAGGCUCCCGAAAAUUCUAGCUGACCUUUUUAGGGUAAAAAUCCGUUUAAAAUAGGCAAUUAUACCAGUUUUUAGAUGUUCGAAAAUCCUAGGGGAGGCAGGCAAGCAAGAAAUUUUACAACAAAUGCUCCGAAAAUUCUAGAUCUCAAAUCGUCUUCCGAACAGAUAUUUUCCCGAAAAUUGUCGUUGGGUGCCCCUGAUACGUACAGGGUCAGUUUGACGUUAGAUUAAUUGUUAGCUUGAACUGAACUGAUUUUGUUAAAAAGAAAUCUAUGUUCCAUCUUGAUUCCAUGCUCUAGAGUUGUCUGAGGAAAGCUGGGAUGAAAUAGAGAAAGCUUGGGCUGAGGAAGAAGAGCAUUUGGAAGACAUCAAAUGAACUGACUGAUAUAACUGUAAUCACGUUCUCUGAUCUCGAUUCAAGUGUCGGUAUAGGUGUGAUCAGCUUUCGAUGAAUGUUAAGAAAAAUAGUUUCAGAUGUUGUCGCUGUUUUUGUUCAAGUGUUCUAUAGUCACUGUCGUUGAUGCAUUGCUCAAUCAGAUCACUGGAAACACUGAAAAAUAGUUUCAAACGCGCUUUUGGGUAAUUUUGCAACAAAUCAGCUGACAAGCACCAUACGUUCAAUUAUAAUAUGAGUGACUUGAGUGUGCAAUAAGUCUUGCAUAAUCUAAAAAAAAGUUCACCCACAGUCGACGUCCGACAUAAGCUCUUGCAAAUGUGAGAGGCACAUUUUAAAAUUUCUGACAAUAAAUUUAGUAACCAUGAUUGUGUAGUGCCACUACAAAAAGGCAUGGUGAAAGAGAAGAUUUUAAAAAAGAAUUUUCAUUUCAAAUUACUUAUGUUAUAAUGAGUACUAGACAAAUAUAGCCGUGAUAUUUGAGGAAAUUAAAGCGGAAAGUUGGAGCUGAAGCAGCUGAAAGAAAAAGAGCAUGAAUUGAGGACUGGUGGACAAUAAUGACUGAUCUUUUUCUUUCUUCCAUUUCCAUCAGCCGAUCACCCUUGUGUGUUUCUGUUUUAGUACGUGUUUUGUUUGUUUGUUGCUUCACUUUCACCCAACUUUAACUUUAAACUGGCUUUGCUUUCACGUGCGCUAACACUUGCUUUAGAUAGGCAAGGCAGACCAAACGGAAGUCGGCUGAGAACAAAUCAGAAGAUGGAAGGUUCGCAUCGUGAUCCUGAAUCGCCCCAUGCAAGUGAAUCCAGUACAGUCUUGGAUUCUGCAUAAGCAAAUUUUUCUGGAUUAAGUCAGUGAUUUUGGUUAAUAGAAUUUGAUACUCUUAGUACAUAGCAGCCUCCAUAAAACAGAUUACCUCCACUGAUCAAGAGAGAAUCGUUCAUUCUCUUGCGCUGAUUAUUCAUUUUCACGACAGCAGUAAUAGGCACGAUUGUUUUGUUGACGGUAAUAAUAAGGAAAUAUAGGGCCUUAUUAAUGAAAUCUCAAUGUUAGUCGAGACAGCUCUUUAAAUAUAUUACUCUAUUGAUAUUUAACUAUGAAUUGUGAGGGGAAUAACCAUUUCGAACACCUUUUGCCCACUGAAACGAUUCUAGAUCAUGAAUUUAAAUAAAUAUAGCCUUAAAUUAAGGCCUGA